This is a messenger RNA of Brassica napus (rape), 2895 nucleotides long. RefSeq lists its product as uncharacterized. The record is from RefSeq and is a predicted model, not a curated record. The coding region runs from base 1 to 2895 and encodes 964 amino acids. The transcript has 5 exons. Lineage: Eukaryota; Viridiplantae; Streptophyta; Magnoliopsida; Brassicales; Brassicaceae.
AUGCUGGAGAAGGCGUGGGUUAAUUUGUCCAGACUUGAUCCUGCUUAUGAAAAGGGUGCAUGGGACUUUGUCCGAGCUGUUUCUGCUGUUAGAGGAGAUAGUCAGUUGAUCAUUUGCCCUUGUAAAGACUGUCGCAAUGUUGAUCGUCAUUCAGGCAUUAAUGUAGUUGAUCAUCUUGUGAGACGUGGAAUGGAUGAGGAUUACAAGCGGCGUAAGGACUGGUAUCAUCACGGAGAAUUGAGCUCAGUGGAGGCUGAAGUAGGGAUGAAAGGAAAUCAGUUAAACGAAGAGAUUGUUGGGUUAUACAGAGCUGCUGAGACUAAGUAUGGCUGUUCUGAUUUCUGUGAGAUGGAAGAGGUAGAAGACAAGAAAGAAGAUGAGUUCUUGGCAAAGAUAGUAGAUGCGGAAACACCAUUAUAUCCAAACUGUGCAAACCAUAGCAAGUUCUCUGCCAUCGUGUCAUUGUUUAGAUUGAAGACUCAGAAUGGCUGGUCUGAUAAGAGCUUCAAUGAUCUACUUGAGACAUUGCCGAAGAUGUUACCUGAGGAGAACGUGCUUCAUUCAUCAAUGUACGAUGUGAAGAAAUUCUUGAAGACUUUCGGUAUCGGUUAUGAAAAGAUUCAUGUCUGUGUCAACGAUUGCUGUCUAUUCAGAAGAAAGUUGAAGAAGCUUGAUAAUUGUCCCAAAUGCAAGGCUUCAAGGUGGAAGAUAAACAUGCAGACUGGUGAGGUCAAGAAAGGGGUCGCGCAAAAAGUAUUAAGAUACUUUCCAAUCAUUACGAGGCUGCAGAGGAUGUUUAGGUCUGAGGAAAUGGCGAAAAACUUAAGGUGGCAUGCUAGUAACCGUAGCACCGAUGGGAAACUCAGACAUCCUGUAGAUUCAGUGACAUGGAAACAAAUGGAUGACAAACAUCCUUUAUUUGCUGCUGAGGAGAGGAAUAUUCGACUGGGAUUAUCUACUGAUGGAUUUAAUCCUUUCAGCAUGCAGAACAGUAAGUACAGUUGUUGGCCUGUGUUGUUAGUAAACUACAACCUGCCUCCAAAUCUGUGUAUGAAGAAGGAGAAUAUCAUGCUCACCUUGCUCAUUCCUGGUCCACAGCAGCCUGGUAACAGCAUUGAUGUCUACUUAGAGCCUCUAAUAGAGGAUCUAAACAAGUUGUGGAGCCUUGGAGAGUCGACAUAUGAUGUGGUGAGUAAAUCUGUUUUUACUCUCAAGGCAAUGCUUUUGUGGAUGAUUAGUGAUUUCCCAGCCUAUGGAAAUCUAGUUGGUUGCAAAGUGAAGGGGAAAAUGGGCUGCCCUGUAUGCGGGAAGGACACAGAUAGUAUGUGGAUGAAGUUCUGUAGGAAACAUGUUUACAUGUCCCAUAGAAAAGGUCUCCCACCAACGCAUAGGUAUCGGAUAAAGAAGACUUGGUUUGAUGGAAAAGCUGAACAUGGAAAAAAGUCUAGGAUACUGUCGGGUCAUGACAUAUCCAAUAAUCUGAAAAACUAUGUCAACAAUUUUGGGAAUGGAAAAAAAUCUGGGAUGAAGAGGAAAAGGACCGCCAUUGUCGAUGAAGAAAAAACUGUGGAAGAUGUUUCCAGUGAAUCAGAGGCAGAGGAAGAAGAUGAAGUUAAUGUUGAGGAGUUAUCUAGAUGGAAGAAAAGAUCAAUAUUCUUUGAACUGCCAUAUUGGGAGGACAUGCCCGUAAGGCAUAACCUGGACGUCAUGCAUAUAGAGCGAAAUGUGGGAAAUAGCAUUGUCUCCACAUUACUGCACUGUGGGAAAUCAAAAGAUGGACUCAAUACUCGUAAAGAUCUGGAACAUCUUGGAAUAAGGAAGGAUCUUCACCCCAACAUCAAAGGAAAAAGAACGUACCUGCCAGCAGCACCUUGGUCGUUGUCAAAGUCUGAAAAGAAAGUCUUCUGUAAGCGUCUUUUUGAUUUCAAAGGACCUGAUGGAUAUUGCUCAAAUAUAUCAAGGGGCGUUUCAUUAGAAGAUUGCAAGGUAUCAGGACUCAAAUCACACGACUAUCAUGUUCUGAUGCAGCAAUUACUCCCGGUUGCCAUCAGAGGGUUAUUACCAAGAGGCCCUACAUUAGCAAUACUACGCAUGUGUGCAUUCUUCAACCGCCUAUGUCAGCGUGUAAUUGAUGUUGAGCAGAUUUCAGUAAUGGAAGCUGAAAUUGUAGAAACUCUCUGCAUGUUUGAGCGAUUCUUUCCUCCAAGUUUCUUUGACAUAAUGGUUCAUCUGACAGUUCAUCUAGGAAGGGAAGCAAGACUUUGUGGUCCAGUCCAUUUCAGGUGGAUGUAUCCAUUCGAGAGGUACAUGAAAAUACUGAAAGAAUAUGUUAGAAACACCGCGAGGCCAGAAGGAUGUAUUGCUGAGUCAUACCUAGCAGAAGAGUGCAUGCGGUUUGUACGGUUUCACACACACUCUGUUCAUAGGAAAAGCCAGAAUAGUGGGGUAUUUUAUGAGGCAACUGCGAUGUGUAGAGCUAGUGCGAAAGAUACAUCACAAGUUGCGGAUCUGGUGACAUACUAUGGAAGAGUAACAGAAAUAAUCUUACUCGACUACAAUGUGUUUUAUGUCCCUCUUUUUCGGUGCCAAUGGGCAGUAAGAGGUAAUGGAGUCAGGGAAGAAGAUGGGUACACACUUGUUAACUUGAAUCAAUCUCAAGUUUCAUUCAGUAGGGAUCCAUACAUCUUAGCUUCUCAGGCCAAACAAGUCUUUUAUUGUAGAGAAGAUGAUACCUCAAGUUGGUAUGUUGUUUUAAGGGGUCCAUCAAGAAGAUACAGCGACCAAGAAGAAGAAGUUACUGCAGAUAUUGGACCUUUGCCAUCAACUGUUGAUAUGGAAGUUGAAAUAGAUGAAGCCCAUAAUGCCCGAGCUGAUUGUGAAGGCAUAUAUGUGUGA